Sardina pilchardus (European sardine) is the source of this 3918-nucleotide messenger RNA. It is a transcript of the gene tbc1d31, whose product is annotated as TBC1 domain family, member 31. NCBI's taxonomy places the organism in Eukaryota, Metazoa, Chordata, Actinopteri, Clupeiformes, Clupeidae. Gene Ontology annotation, molecular function: protein binding. The record is from RefSeq and is a predicted model, not a curated record. The coding region runs from base 311 to 3562 and encodes 1083 amino acids. Gene Ontology annotation, cellular component: centrosome. The transcript has 22 exons.
GAACAUUCUCAGAAUUGUAACAGUUGUCUAGAGCCCUCCCUACAACCUGCCUUUUUGACACUGUAUUUUACAGUCUCGUGUGUUUCGCUGUUAUGGGCAACUUACAUGUUUUGAUAAACCUCUAAGUUAUCUCCAGCAGAGUGUAGGGAUACAUUUAGCAAACAAGUGUAUAUUUCAAACUUCGCGCUGAAGUUACCGCUCUGUCUGCGCGAGCUAACAACAUCAGCUAGCAACCAUGCUAUCUAGCUAGUUAGCAAGAGUUUUCUGACCAAAUUAGCUUGUAAAAUAUCUGUUGCAAGUCAGUUGAGAAAUGCAGACUACCGACGUUGGCUCUAAAGUAGAUGGUAAAGUAUGGUAUCGAAAGCCAAACCCAUCAGUAAGCAACGGUGUUAUCGUCAGUGUAGUUCGCACUGAUGCUCAUCAAAGCAAGAAAGUGCGAUUUCUUCAAGUGGCAUAUGACACAACAGGGGACUCGUUUCUUGCUGGCGACCACCACGGAAAUAUCUAUGUAUUUGACAUAAGUAGAAACAGAUUCAAACUGGUCCAGAAAACUGGACAGGCAUGCACAGCUCUUGCAUUCAGUUUGCACAGAACUACAGAGUUCCUAGUUGCCCUGGCAGACUACUCAAUAAAAUGCUUUGACAAAGAUACCAAACAGCUGGUGAGCUGGAUGCGAGGUCAUGAGGGGGCCGUGUCCUUCAUAUCCGUGCACAGCUCUGGGCGAUAUGCCAUCACCACGUCCUCAGACACCGCGCAGCUUUGGGACCUGGACACCUUCCAGAGGAAGAGGAAGCUCAACAUUCGCCAGUCUGUGGGCAUCCAAAGGGUUUUCUUCUUACCACUAAGUAACACUAUCCUCAGUUGCUUUAACGAUGAUUCCAUUUUUGCCUGGGAGAGCGACACACUUUUCUGCAAAUUCCAGCUAUCAGUGCCUCAGGACGGACCGCAAAUACAUUACAAAGCUUUUGCUAUAACAAGGGAUGGGAAGACUCUGGCCGCUGGGGGGCGCUCUAACCUCCUCCACCUGUGGUGCCUGGAGAGCAGGCAGCUCAUGCGCGUGGUCCAGAUGCCGCCCAAGGUUCGGACCGUGCGCCACCUGGAGUUCCUACCCGACAGCUUUGAUGGCGGAUCCAGCCAGGUCCUAGGAGUGCUUAGCCAAGAUGGUAUCAUGCGCUUCAUCAACAUCCAGACCUUUAAGCAGCUCUUUGAGAUCGGCUCCAUUGAUAACACCAUAACCGCGGUGACCCUCUGCCCAAAGGGACGUCACGUAGUGGCAGUGAUGGACACUGGUGCUCUUAACAUCUACAGCGUCCAGGGUCUUACACAAGAGGUCAACAAGCCCCCGCAGCCACUGGUGAAGGUGAUCUCUCAGGACUCCACAGCAGACGGCUCUGGUAUGCUGGUGAAGGUGCGGUCAGGGGCGGUGCAGAGACCCAAAACCUCCGGGCGCCGUGUCCCAGUCAAAGUGCUUCGGCCUUCGGCGGUCAUCGCCGGAGAGGAGAAAGAGAAUGAUUUACCUGGCGGAUUGAACAAGAAGCGACUUCUUGCCUUACUGAAAACUUUUGGGGAAUACCCAGCCAAAUACAGGAUGUUUGUUUGGCGCUCUCUGCUGCAACUCCCUGAGAACCACGCUGCGUUCAACAGCCUGGUGGAGAAAGGUCUCCACCCUGCGUUCCUGACUCUCCAGGAACGCUACCCCAUCAAAAGCCAGAAGCUACAGCGGGGCCUGCAGAGGCUCCUGUCUUUGCUUGCUCACUGGUCGGCCAUCUUUGGAGAGGCAGACUACCUCCCCCUGGUGGCCUUUCCAUUUGUGAAACUCUUCCAGAACAAUCCGCUCAUCUGUUUUGAAGUGGUGGCCACUGUCAUUGUGAGCUGGUGCCAGCACUGGUUUGAGUACUACCCCAACCCGCCGCUGAAUGUGCUGAGCAUGGUGGAGAACGUGCUGGCCCACCAUGACCGGGAGCUGCUGCAGCACCUGGUCGACUGCCGCAUCACCUCACAGCUGUACGCGUGGCCUCUCCUGGAAACGCUCUUCUCCGAGGUGCUCACCAGGGACGAGUGGCUCCGGCUGUUCGACAACGUCUUCUCCAACCACCCGGCCUUCCUGCUGGUGGCCGUGGUAGCGUACGUCACCUGCUGCCGAGCCCAGCUGCUGAUGCUCACCUUCAGGGAGGACUUUGAGUACUUCUUCCACCAUCGCAACAACUUCGACAUCGGCGCCAUGAUCAAGGAGACGUAUCGGCUGAUGAGCGCCACGCCGGCGGACAUCCACCCGCGCUCCACGCUGAGCGACUUUGAGCCGCUGCUCCGCGGGCAGUACCCCGUCUUCAACCAGUACCCCACCUUCAUCGUGGAGUACCAGUCGCAGGAGCGCGAGCGCAUUCGCCAGCAGGAGGCGCAAUACCUGCGGGAGAGGCAGGCGCUGCAGGAGCUGCGGUCGGAGGCGGUGCGCCAGCAGGCGGAGGACGAGGCGUGGCACACGCAGCAGGAGCUGCUCCAGCAGGCCGAGCACCAGCGCAGGCACAUCCUGCAGCAGGAGGAGGCCAAGCUGGCCGAGCAGAGGACCAAGCUUGCGGCCAUGAAGCGCGAGCUGAAGCUGAAGGAGCUGCAGCUGGUGGAGGCCACGCGCCGGAGGUUCCUGCACCACCAGCAGGACCAGCGCCGCGUGCAGCUGCACAGGCUGGAUGACGAGAUCCAGAGGAAGAUGGCUCUAAGAGAUCAGGAGACUGCAGCUGCGGUGCAGGACAUCGAAGUGAGACAGAUGGAGUUGGACGCCAAGAGACGACUCUUUGAACAGCAACUAGCGAAGGAACAAGAGCGGGUGAACCAGGAGGUGGAGGCAAAGCUCGGUGCCCGCAGACAUCGGGCGGAGCUCGAGGAAACAGCAUUUCGCGAUAUGCUCCAGACAGACCAAGACCUGACCCAAGACACCAAAAGGGUGCUGGAGGAGUCUGUGGCUGAGGAGGGCCAGCUUGGAGCAGAUCACGAGUGGCAGGCCGAGGUUCUGAAGCGUCUGGAGCAGGCCGACGCUGACCAGAAGAGGCGGCAGCAGCUACUGACCCAGAUGACCCAAGAGACGCAUGCCAAAGAGGAGGAGCUCGUCCAACUCGUAGCGGAGGGCAGGAAGUGGGAGGAGGUGGUGUCCCGACAAGCCCAGCUGGAGGAGGAGAGGAGGGAGAGGAAGAAGAGGCAUCAUCAGCAGGUGGCUACCAUGGUGGAGGCCUCGCCAGGAGAUGAGCUCUCCCAGGAAUCCCUGAAAUCUCAGUGUCAGGGCGAGACGUAUGAUCAUCAAAGGGAGCAGGACCUCACAUCUCCCUUCCCAACAAGAGACCGAGGACACCAGUCCCAUUCACCCCCCACACAGCCCAAUGGCAUUCCGGUCUGCCUGAACAACCAGUCCCCUUCAGAAAGCUCUACCACCUUCUCCCUGGACCGUGGCCGAACAGAGCUGGACUGUAAGGAGCGCGAGCUGAUGAAGGAGGUCAGGGAGCUUCGGCAGAAACUGGCCCGUGCCAAAGUAGGCGACGGCAGCACGUACUCCAGUAGCGCCGUCUCCCAGUGACUAGAGAAACAGGUCUUCAAGGCCCCUGCCCAACCUCGCUAAUCCCCAAGUUCCUCUGUGAAAAGAGGCCAUUCCUACAGCAUUCCAUCAACAAAUGAAGCAGCAUUCAUAAAACGUCCAUACAGCAUUCCAUCUUAAAAAAAAUUAAGCAUCGUCAGUUUUACAUGUGGCAACUACACAGAUUUGCACUCCUUAAUGUCACAUCUGAAUAUUGCCUUGGGAAUUUUGGAAAGACCACAGGUUUUGUUGUGCCCAAAUUGCUUUUGCUUUUGCUUUUUUAAUUUAUUUGAGAGUAACUUGAUGUAGAUUCUUGUUGAAUUGUAAAUAAAGUUUUCUAGCCAUUGGUUUUUAAUUUC